AAUGUUUUUGAGCAUGUUACCGGAAACAAAGAAUUUAGGCCUUAUAGAUAUCGCGCGUAUGCAACAAUAUUUAUAGCAUAUUGGAAAUACCCCUGAUAAAGCUAUAUAUUCUCGAUACGUAUUGUUAUCACUCCAGUCAAAAGAGACACACGCAAUGCACACCUUAUGUAAACUUACAAAGCUUUGGCGUGCAUGGUAAUGGAUAUUAAGCUGAAAUACGCUGUUGUGGCUGUCGUUGUAUCUGUAGCUGGAGUUUAUGUAUUGGUGAUGAUUAUGCGUAAAUUGCCGGCAGGCAUGAAACAGGAUCAAAUAUGUUUGCCAAAUCAGGCUAGAGAUCUUGAAUGUGGCUUCGUGGCUGAUCUGUUACACGAGUAUGUUGAAAGGAAAUCUGUGAAUAUAUAUGCAGAAAUAGACACCCAACAGCAAACGAGGCUGCAAGAGACGUGUAAACAGUCACAGAGGGAAUGCGGAAACAUAAAGCCAGCUGCUAAAUUAACUGGGAAAAAGCUGUCAGGCAUAGUAAACAGAAAUGAUGUUGGUGCUGACAUGAUACCAAUAACGGAAUGGCAGGAUGACAGAUAUCUGCAUAGAACCAGUGGAUUUUAAAGACACCGCAUUCGGUACCAAGAUGGUCGCUUGAUUGUUCCUGUUGACGGCACAUACUUUGUCCAUUCUUUCGUCGAGUUGUUUGAGCCAUGUGACCCUUCGACUGGAAAGCCAAAUAUCAAAGAUCCUACAAAGCCUAUCAAACAUAGCAUCUUCAAAUUCAGCAUACUCGA
Messenger RNA from Mercenaria mercenaria, 779 nucleotides. RefSeq lists its product as uncharacterized. The record is from RefSeq and is a predicted model, not a curated record. NCBI's taxonomy places the organism in Eukaryota, Metazoa, Mollusca, Bivalvia, Venerida, Veneridae. The transcript has 3 exons. The coding region runs from base 193 to 606 and encodes 137 amino acids.